AUGGCUAUUACAAGAAAAACCUGUCUCGUCACAGGCUGCUCCGCCGGUGGAGUUGGCCCGGCUUUCGCAGAGGCCUUCCGAAACAAAGGCUACCACGUCUUUGUCACAGCUCGCACACCCUCCAAAGUACCAGAAAGUCUACGCGAAGCAGCUAACGUCACUAUGAUUGCUCUCGACGUGACAAACCUGGAAUCUAUCGCAUCAGCUGCGGAGGAAGUUCGAAAGCACACGGACAGGCUCGAUGUUUUGAUCAACAACGCUGGUCUUGGCUUAAACAUGCCGGGUCUAGACACUUCAAUCGAGGAAGCCAAGAAGUUAUUCGACCUCAACUUCUUUGGCGUUCUUGCCAUGAUGCAAGCAUUUGGCCCGAUGUUGGUCGCAGCUCGGGGUUGUGUGGUCAACAAUUCCUCUGUUGGAAGUGUUUUCCCCUUUGCAUUCUCAAGCAUCUAUAACGCUACCAAGGCAGCUCUCAAUCAAGCAAGCGAGACUUGGCGCCUUGAAAUGGCCCCUCUUGGAGUUCGCGUCAUCACACUCGUUACGGGUGGCAUUGCAACAAAGUUUUUUGUCAAUCUACAAACACUGACUUUUCCGGAAAACUCUUACUACAAUUGCGUCAAGGACAUUAUUGAGGACAAUCCAGAAGAGAAUCCCUAUGGAGUGAAGCCAGAGGUAUUUGCCCAGGACGUCUUAAACCGGGUUGAAAAGGGAGCCACUGGCAAGCAAUGGGUUGGAGGCGGCGCCAGUAUUGGCCGAUUCGCUUUAUGGCUGCUACCUCAAGGUGUUAUCGUGAGUAUCUCGUUGCAAUAUCGACUACUCAGCCUCAUUUGA
Trichoderma harzianum CBS 226.95 is the source of this 828-nucleotide messenger RNA. RefSeq lists its product as hypothetical. Bases 1 to 828 code for a protein of 275 amino acids. Lineage: Eukaryota; Fungi; Ascomycota; Sordariomycetes; Hypocreales; Hypocreaceae. The transcript is spliced from 2 exons. The record is from RefSeq and is a predicted model, not a curated record. Gene Ontology annotation, molecular function: acylglycerone-phosphate reductase (NADP+) activity; triacylglycerol lipase activity. Gene Ontology annotation, biological process: triglyceride catabolic process; phosphatidic acid biosynthetic process. Gene Ontology annotation, cellular component: lipid droplet; endoplasmic reticulum.